This is a messenger RNA of Drosophila serrata, 8633 nucleotides long. RefSeq names its product eyes shut (gene eys). Gene Ontology annotation, biological process: Notch signaling pathway. The record is from RefSeq and is a predicted model, not a curated record. Gene Ontology annotation, molecular function: calcium ion binding; Notch binding. Lineage: Eukaryota; Metazoa; Arthropoda; Insecta; Diptera; Drosophilidae.
GCAGACGGUCGUGUUUCAGUCGCAGUUCCUCGAGGCAAUUGUCCCGAGGCCCCAUCGCAUCGAGCCCCAUAGUAAACCAUCAUCAUCAUUAGUGCAACGAUAUAAAGUGUUUGAAAAUAAUACAGGAGAAAAAAAACGUAUAAAAACAGUGCAAGUAAGAGUAAAAACGUGGCAUUAUCCUGACAAACCAAAACCAGAGAAAACCCUAAGCCCUAACUUAAAACAAAGAAAUAAAAAAUAGACACUAACGAACGGUCGCCAAGUGAAGUUGUUUACAACUUGCGGUCAGGACUUUUUCGGAUUUUCAGGGGUUUUUCGUGUUAGUUUGUGUGGUUUUCCGCCCUCGCCCCCCAAAAAGUCCUGUGUGUGUUUGUGUUGUGCUGCUGCAAAGUGGAAGACGCCAUGGCAACACAUUGCUAAUCGAUGACGUGACCAACAAAAAAAAACAACAAAAGCAUACAAAAGCAAAACCACAAAAUACAAAAUACAAUACAAAAAAAAAAGGAGCGAAAACAGGACACCCCUCUUCACACUUGGGAUAACACAAGGAUAAUGACCAUAAACUGAUUUGAUUGCAAAUUGAAAUGGCAACAAUGUGAGCUACCACAAGAGCAGCAGCAAUCCCAACCAAAAAGAGCUCUAAAAAAAUAAGCAGCAUUGAGAAAAAGAAAACAAACAAAAACAAAAGCAGAAUAUACCAAAUAGAAGGGACAAAUCAUAAAAUUGCAGACUGUGAGCUGCAGGAUGCGAAUGCGAUGCGAAGGCGACGCAGAUUGCAUUCAAGGACCGCUGGGCCAGCGAACAAUCGGUGGAGCAAACAAUGCGAACUAAUAAAGCACUUAAGCGGAUAGACAACGACGACGACGACGACGACCAGCAACGAGGACAUCCAAGUGGAAGCAAUAUUCCAACUCCAUCUCCGGCAGGAGCAACAGCAGCUUCGGCACUAAUCAAAGUUACAUUUUCCGUACCACGGGGCGUAUGAUCAACGUGCAUCGGAUUGAUACGCAGACAAUGGCGCAACUGCCCCAAAUUAGACGCGACACGAUUCGCCACGGUCCCCCGUUGGGACACUCGCAAUGGGAGAGCGAGGACGAGGUCCUCGGCACCUCUCGAACAACCACACCGCUGACAGCCAAUGGUGCCACCACCACUGGACUGGUGGCUGUCCAGCCGAAGGACAUGCAACGAAACCACCUGCUAAAGAUGCCAACCGCAACAAUAGAGAAACCAACGAUAACAGCCACCAAAUCAUCAUCAUCAGCAGCAGCAGCAGCAGUAGCAUCAUCGUCAGCAGUAAGAGUCCCUCGCCGGGCACUAAGGAUACUGGCCCAGAGCCUGCUGCUUCCAGCCCUAAUCCUGGGCGUACUUGUGGGCAGCAGCCAGGCGGGUUUCGCCUGCCUCAGCAAUCCCUGUGUAUUCGGUGUCUGCAUCGAUGGCCUGAACAGCUCGUACUCGUGUUACUGCAUUGAUGGCUACACAGGGAUCCAGUGCCAAACGAAUUGGGACGAAUGCUGGUCGGGUCCCUGUCAAAAUGGUGGGACAUGUGUGGACGGUGUGGCCUACUACAAUUGUACGUGUCCGGAAGGAUUUUCCGGAUCCAGCUGCGAGCAGAACGUCGACGAAUGCAUGUCGAAUCCCUGCCAGAAUGGCGGACUUUGUCGGGACAGGACUAAUGGCUACACCUGCACCUGCCAGCCGGGCUACCUGGGGGAUCAUUGUGAGCAGGAUGUGGCCGUCUGCGACACAGGAACUGGAGCUCGUUGCCAGCACGGUGGCGAGUGCAUCGAGGGUCCUGGUCUGGAGUUCACCUGCGAUUGUCCUGCGGGCUGGCAUGGCAGGAUCUGCCAGGAGGAGAUCAAUGAAUGCGCCUCAUCGCCAUGUCAGAACGGCGGCGUUUGUGUUGACAAACUGGCGGCCUAUGCCUGCGCCUGUCCCAUGGGCUACACGGGCAUCAAUUGCGAGGAGGAGAUCCUCAUUUGUGCGGACAAUCCGUGCCAAAACAAUGCCCUCUGUCUCAUGGAGGAGGGAGUGCCCACGUGCUACUGUGUCCCAGAUUAUCACGGCGAGAAGUGUGAGUUCCAGUACGAUGAGUGUCAGUUGGGGCCACGUUGCAUGAACGGCGGUGUUUGUAUCGACGGAGUGGACACCUUCUCCUGUUCGUGUCCUCCACUGCUCACUGGAAUGCUUUGCGAGUGCUUGAUGGUGAGUGAGGAGUCUUUGGACUGUAAUUACACGGCCCCGGCUACACCGCCGCCAACGAGGAGAACCACCACAACAUCCACGGUGGCACCGCCCACAGUGAGGCCUGUGACACCACCAGAGACCACUGUACCCCCGCGGGUUUCUGCUGAAGAAGAGGAGUUACCAGUUGUAACCACGGCUGCAUCAGCACCAGCACCAGUACCAGAGGGUGUGACCUCAGCUGGAGCCUCAUCUUCGGAGGAGGCAGUUUCCGUGGAGAUCAAAGCUCCGACAUUGGCGCCGCCAGAAAGUGAGAGCCACAGCAUAUCCAUGGAGCAUACAACAGUUGCACAACCAGAACCGGAACCAGAACCCGAACCCGAACCGAGACCCGCUCCAGAAUCAGAGUCGGAAACCGAGGAGGAGAUCAUACCAGGAACCACAGCAGCUGCGCCGGGUGUUAGCAAAUCCUCUAGCUCUUCAGAGGAAUCACCGAGCAUAUAUACCACGUUGCCACCAUUGCCGGGAAAACCGAAAACCACCUCUUCAGCAGAAAGUUCCGGUGAAGUGGUGACCUCCGAGGAGUACACCACCGUGCCCCACUUUGAUGUGAGUGGCAGUAAGAGCGAGAGCGGCAGCGUAGAGAUCACCACAGUGGGACCCACUUCUCCACCCAGCAUUACCAUAGCUGUGGACUAUGCCACCUCAUCCUCCAGCAGCAGCAGCAGCACCAGCUCGGAAUCAGUGGAAUCGGUGGUGACCACACCGGCACCCACUUUUGUGCAGAGGGUAACCACAAUUGCCACCACCAUCUCCGUGGAGUAUGCCACGCCCACGGCCUAUUAUCCGCAGGAAACCACUACGCCGCGGGUGAUACCAGUGCCGAGACCCACAUUUGCCCCGGAGCCACCUUUGGAUGUGGUGGAGACCACGGCUUCCACGCAGCAUCUCUGGACAGAGGUGCCUACGACAGCGGCUCCCUUCUUUACGGAAUAUCCAGCGGAGGUGCUGAUCACCACGCAUCGAACCAGUGCUGGGAGAUUCACCACAGUGCAGCCACCUGUGCAGGUCACUACCUUGUCACCAGCAGAGGAAUCUUCGAUAGAACUGACCACACCGCACACACCCCACAUAGUGGUGACCAUAUUGGAUGCGAAUGCCACAAUUCCAUCGCUAAUUACGACCACGGGAAUGCCCACGACCCAUCAUCAUCACCAUUAUCAUCAUCAUGAUCACGAGGGCACAACGCUGGAUCCUCUAGGAGAAGAUGAGCAUCAUCAUCAUCAUCACCAUCAUCAUCAUCACGAGCACGAGGUGGUCAUUACCACACCCAUGCCAGUGGAUAUAACCACGGGACAACCUCUUCAAACAGAGGACUUAAUUGGUGUCCAGCAGCCUGCUCCAGUAACCACCGCGGAACCCUAUGCUCCGCCAGAGACUACAGUGGUACCACUGAUACCACUGGCCACGCCUGCUCCACCGGCAACAGCUGCUCCGGUUGCACCACCAGUCACACUUGCUCCUCCCGAAACGCCUGCCACGGCGGCAACUCUUCCUCAAGCCACUGAACCGCCCACAGCGGCGCCUACACCUCCGCCAACUGUGUUGCCCACUUUGCCACCCGUAACCCUGCCGCCGGCUACACUGCCACCACCCACGAUACCACCCACACCACCCUCGACACAAUCCGCACAAACUCUGCCGCCGCCAACGAUGCCCAUAAAUGUUUACACCACUCCCGAAGGACCUGCGCCGACAACGUCCUCCGCUGCCCAAACGAAGACUCCGGUCACGGAGAGCAGCGAAGAGGUGGAGGGCACUAACACGGUAGCCACCGGCGGCGGACGGGGAGCGGGUGGAGUUCCCGAGGAGAAGGCAGGCGAUGUCGAUUGCAUCAAACUGGGCUGCUACAAUGGUGGAACCUGCGUUACCACUUCCGAAGGAUCACGGUGCGUUUGUCGGUUCGACCGGCAGGGUCCUCUCUGCGAGCUACCCAUUAUCAUCCGGAAUGCCGCCUUCUCCGGCGACUCGUACGUGUCGCAUCGCAUCUACAAGGACAUUGGGCAGCACGAGUCCCUCGAUGCCGUCCUGCCAAUGCACAUUCAACUGAAGGUGCGGACGCGGGCCACUAAUGGCCUGAUCAUGCUGGCAGCCGCCCAGGGAACCAAGGGUGGCCACUACAUGGCCCUGUUCCUUCAAAAAGGAUUGAUGCAAUUCCAGUUCUCCUGCGGACUGCAGACGAUGCUGCUGAGCGAACUGGAAACGCCGGUCAACACGGGUCACGAAAUUACCAUUCGCGCUGAAUUGGACUUCAGCCGGAAUUACACACACUGCAACGCCUCGUUGUUGGUGAACGACACGCUGGCCAUGUCCGGGGAUCAGCCCACCUGGCUGAAGCUACUGCCGCCGCGGCUCCACACCCCGGAGGCGAUACUGAACACCUGGCUGCACCUGGGCGGUGCGCCCCAGGCGCCGAUUGGCCUGAUUAUCGAGCUGCCGCCGGCGCAGAGCGGCACGGGAUUCACCGGUUGCCUUCAUACGCUGCGGAUCAAUGGACAGGCUCGCGAGAUAUUUGGCGAUGCCCUGGAUGGCUUUGGCAUCACGGAAUGCGGCUCUUUGGCCUGCCUGUCCAGUCCCUGUCGCAAUGGCGCUGCCUGCAUCAAGAUCGAAUCCAAUGAGCUGGAUGAGAAUGGUGAGAAGGCGGAGAAAUGGAAAUGCAAGUGUCCCAGGUAUAUGGGACCCACCUGCGAGAUAUCCGUUUGCGAGGAUAAUCCCUGUCAGUACGGUGGAACCUGUGUGCAGUUCCCAGGAAGCGGAUAUCUAUGUCUAUGUCCGCUGGGCAAACAUGGUCACUACUGCGAGCAUAAUCUCGAAGUGGCUUUGCCCUUCUCCGGCAGCGUUAAUGGCCUCUCUUCGUUCGUGGCCUACACUGUGCCCAUUCCUGAGUACUCCAUAGAACUGAGCUUUAAGAUCCUGCCACAGACCAUGUCACAGAUCUCACUGCUCGCCUUCCUGGGACAGUCGGGUUAUCAUGACGAGAAGAGCGAUCACCUUGCAGUGAGCUUCAUCCAGGGAUACAUUAUGCUCACUUGGAAUCUGGGAGCAGGACCUCGUCGCAUUUUCACCCAGAAACCCAUUGAUUUCCGGCUGGAUGCUCCCCGGGUUCCCUAUGAGAUUAAAGUGGGUCGAAUUGGUCGUCAGGCUUGGCUAUCGGUGGAUGAAUUCAAUAUAACUGGCAGAUCUCCGGGGAGUGUUAGCCGUAUGGGUCUGCCGAUAUUGUAUUUGGGUGGACAUGUAGCCAACUUUAAUACGUUGCCUCAUGAUCUGCCGCUGCAUUCGGGUUUCCAGGGAUGCAUUUAUGAUGUCCAACUGAAGGCGGGUCAGGUGACGGUGCCCCUGCAGGAGACACGAGGGGUCAGAGGACGUGGUGUGGGUCAGUGUGGAACCAGGGAAUGCCAUAGGCAUGCCUGUCAGCAUGAUGGCGCCUGCUUGCAGCACGGAGCUACCUUUACAUGCAUCUGCCAGGAGGGCUGGUAUGGACCACUGUGUGCCCAGCCCACAAAUCCCUGUGACUCCUUUAACAACAAGUGCUACGAGGACUCCACCUGCGUGCCUCUGGUCAAUGGCUAUGAAUGCGAUUGUCCUGUGGGACGUACAGGCAAAAACUGCGAGGAGGAAAUACGUUCCUUGAGUGAUGUAUCCCUCACUGGAAGACGUUCAUAUCUGGCGGUUCGCUGGCCCUAUCUCUACGAUGGCGGCGAUAAAAUGGGUGCAAAACGUUCCCAAAUGGUCAGUUAUAGGAAUUUCACCAAGAAGCUAAUGCCACCGAAACCCAUAACCACACCCAGCAGUCACUUUGUGAUGAAGCUGCUCAAUGAGGUGGAGAAGCAACGCAGUUUCUCGCCCGUUCCCCUGAUGGGUUCAAAGACCUUCGAGGAGCAUCAUCGUGUGCAGUUCUUCUUCAUUGAAUUCCAAUUACGUCCGUUGUCGGAACGAGGAUUACUCUUGUACUUUGGCACCCUGAACAAUAAUCAGGACAAAAAGAUUGGAUUUGUAUCGCUCUCCCUGCAGGGCGGCGUGGUGGAGUUCCGUAUUUCGGGACCCAGCAAUCAUGUCACUGUGGUGCGUAGUGUCCGAAUGUUGGCCAUUGGCGAGUGGCACAAGAUCAAGAUGGCACAGCGAGGUCGCUGGUUGACCCUUUGGGUGGAGGGCAGCGCUUCAUCAGCUUUGGCUCCCUCAGCAGAGGUCCUGGUAGAACCGGACUCAUUGCUCUAUAUAGGAGGACUAAAGGAUUUGUCCAAGUUGCCGCAUUAUGCCAUCUCUGGAUUCCCCAUUCCAUUUAGGGGCUGUGCGGGCUUGGUGGUGAGUGGAACUCGAAUUGCUAACGAAACCAACAUUGUGGAAUCGCGUAACAUACGAGACUGUGAUGGCACAGCCUGUGGCGGUGACUCCUGUGAGUCUGGAGGACACUGUUCUGACGAGAAGCUACAACCGCAUUGCAUUUGCCCGGAGUAUGCCAAAGGCGAUCGCUGUGAAUAUUCGGAGACCUGCAAGUUAAUACCCUGUAAAAAUAAUGGAAGAUGUCUGCGCAGUGGACGCUGCUCGUGUCCCAAUGGCUGGGGUGGCUUCUACUGUGAGAUUGCCAUGAGCAAGCCAACGACGCCAAGCUUCCGUGGCAACAGUUACCUGAUCUUGCCGCCGCCUCGGAUUCCGAUGAAAGACAAGCGGCGCGGCCCCUCGCUCUAUGUCCGCCCCCGUGAAGCCAUCCAAGUCACGCUGAACUUCUCCACCAUUGAGCCGGACGGCCUGCUCCUGUGGAGCGAGCACGAGCGUAGCAAGUUCCUGGGCCUGGGCCUGGAGGCGGGUCACCUGAAGUUGGCCAGUAUGCUGGGAAGCUCCAAUGACACCGUUAAGGCCCCGGCCAGCGGUUUCAUUGCUGAUGGCGCCUGGCACUGGACCAGUGUCCUGUUGGAUCGAACACGGCUAGAGCUUCAGCUGGACGGGGAGGUGAUCUUUACGGAACGAUUGCCGGAAAAUGGCAGAAACCCAAGCCCAUCAUCGUCUACAACGACCAGAUCAAUAUUGGCGGGCAGGCGCAAGAGUUCGAGCAAAGAGCCAACAAUUAGCUACGAGGAUGUGUUCUACUUGGGUGGAUUCCCCAACUUGGACUCAGUGAGCAGACGGACGCAAGGCCGCUUCUUCGAGCCCUUCAAGGGCUGUCUGCAGGACAUCCAAUUUGGCGCCGAGCCGAAAGCGAUUAUCAGCGAUUUCUCGGCGUACCAGGGGGAAAAUAUCGGAUCCUGUGAUCUGCACGGUGACGAGCCGCUAAUUGUAUAGGAAACGAGGGAAGCGAAAUCAAAACAUGGAUAAAUCGGAGGAUUAUUGUGAACUUUCAAGAUCUUGUCUGGAUUUCUUGAGCGGCAAACUGACGAAGGAGAUAUAUAGAGGAGAUAACUACUUGUAAGCUACUAAGUGAUAAGCGAGUUUAUAUAGAGAAAAGCAGAUGGGGAACCCCCUUACCCGGAAUCAAUAUAUACACAGACAGAAAGUUUUUGGGCAAAGCUAUCGACAAACGACAAGAAAUGGGAACGUAAUUUUGUAAAUUUUAUAGAAAUAAAAAAACACAAAAAAGACAAUGUUUAGACUUAACAAAAAAUACAAAAUAAAGACAUGGAAAAAAGAUUUACUGGUUUAUCAAAGAAAAAACAAAGAAAGACAAAAUUGUAGCUUAGGAUCUUAAACUAGAAAAUACCGAUACCAGAUACAGAUACCAGAUAUAAAAACUUCUCUUACGUAAGUGAUAUUUCAGAAGCGGAAUAACGAUAAAGGAUAAAGACCCGAAGGAAAUUAACUUAUUUAUAUGUAUAUUGUUUUUUGUUAUGCAAACGUUAGCAUUUCGGUUAAAUAAUAAAUUAAAAACUUGACUUAUUUCCAACAAUUUUCACAUCUACGAGAACUGCCCUCAACGAGUUUCUGCCAUAUAUUAAUUUAUUCAAUUUUGAAAAGCGAAUUUAGUUAAGUGAAUAUUGUUUCCCUGUUAUGUCUGUGUGUACGUUAUAUAUAAAAGCAUAAAGCUCUCUGUCUCUCCUAAUUGAAGCCAUUUAGUUGCCUUGUAGUAAGUUAGCGUAUAACUCUCCUAUGAUUUAUCUUGAAUAACUAUAAUGUAACUCAAAAUCGAAGGCGCCUAUUCUUCUGAUAACAGAUCAAGAGGCAUACGAAAAAUCGAUGCUAGUCAUAACAACAAUAUAAUUAUUCUUAUAAACCAAGGAAAACCAAGUAGCGAGAAAGAAACAAACAAAUAAAAAAUAUAUAUACAAAAUACUUAUACAAUACGAGAAACAAAACAAAAAGAAAAGAAUCGGAAUUGUAACCCAAGACAGUAAGUUAAGUAUGUGUUUAUUUCGAGAGACAACACUUAAUCAGUUAUAAUUUUAAAUAAAAAAAAUAAA